Molecule: messenger RNA, 4300 nt
Organism: Porites lobata
Lineage: Eukaryota; Metazoa; Cnidaria; Anthozoa; Scleractinia; Poritidae
Source: the annotation of a GenBank genome assembly
AUGGAUAGGCGUAUUUCUGCCUUGGAGGAACUGCGUCGUGAAGGCAAGCAGGCCCCCUCUACUGUUAACAAUUCCAGUGCUACAGUGUCUUCCGGAUUGGGCACUAGAGGAAAGAGGGCAAUUUCAAACACAACGCCCGGUCAGAAAUCAGAUGUUGAAAAGCGAUUGAAGGCUGUGGAAGAAAGGUGAGUUAAUGAAAUAGAAUAAUCAAGUUAAACGCUCCCUAAUCUUAGCAUUAGAAAUCGAUCAGUCAGUUUUCGUAUAGAAUUGCGUGGAAAUCAGGAUGAUUUUUUAAAAUCAUCCUGAUGGUCAUACUAUUAAAAUAGUAUGACCAUUAAGGGGAAAGGGUCAGUGUGCCUUUUUUGCAUUAACAGACUCUAAAUUUAUGUGGUAAUGAGUUAAGGGAACUUAUGAAGAGGAAAGUAAAAUAAUUAAGGCUAGGAAAAGAAAAGAAAACUAAAACGUUGGUCCCUCGAAGUUUUCUGUCAAGAUGUUGUUAACAAAUAGGCUUCCACGACCGCCUGGCCCACAAUUACUAAUGAACAGUGGCGCUUCGCUAGAGUCGUCACAAUAUCAGGACCUACUAACAAGCUCUGUUUUGUUAAACAGAGAAUUUCAACUGAGCAGCUUAGAAUUGUCAUUUUAUAUAAAAUUGUGCCAGAAAUAUCAUUAUGCCACUGAUAAAAAUUACGUAAAUUGGAUUUAUAAUAUUUGAUUUCAAACAUCCGCUGCCUCUUCACCCUUCCAUGUUUAUGAAGUUAACUUUUUUGGCAUGGAGCUUUGUUCGCAAGAGUCCGGGGGAAGUAUUCCUGGGAAAUCCUUGUAGGGGUGUGCCGCCCGUUUCUCCAAAUCCUGACCCUAUUUCAGAGCAAAGAAAUGUCUUUUUCCACACCCGUUUUCACACCUUGCCUCUAAAAUCCAUACCCGUUUCCAGACCUAGCCUUUAGGCAGAAAUUAUGUCAUAAUUACUUAGAUUAGAACCCUAGCAAAAAGAUUUCUUUAAGUCCGUUUCGAAUUCGCAUAUUUCUCUUUCUUUCUUAUUCAUUUGGAAUUGAAACGACAAAUACAUUCAUACACUCCCGUUGUUCCCUCGAAAACCAUACCCGAUCCGUGGAGACGUGCAUGACAUGAUUCUGAGAAUGAAAACCGAAAAAUCGCGGUUCUCAAUGAUCGAAAAGGGCAACACAUCUUGUUUAUGGCCAUACAUUUACAGACUUUUUGUUGUAACUAAUUUGAAACUUCGAAAAUGUUGUAUCCUUCUAAACUGUGCCAACUAUGACAAGAAAAAACUUUAAAUGCCCUUUAUAAUUGAGACGUAAAACAGAACUGUAACAAAACCGCGAAAAUUGACAUUAACCGCUAAGGAAAUUAAUGAAAAUCCGCAAAGAUCAAGAGCUUAGGACUGCAAAACUGAAAAACCCAACACUCAAUUAACCUCAUCAUGUCUUCUCUUUUUUUUUUCUUUCAGGGUCGGAGCGCUAUUUAACAGGUCGGGAUUUUUUCCCAGCAAAUUGAGGGUCCAAAAGCGCUAUUCCUACAUAAUUCGAGGUAUUGUGAUUCACACGUAGCGUGAAAAAAGUUGGAAUUCUUUCUGGUCUUUUGAGGGCUCUGAUGUGUAAAAUGGUAACUGGGAUUUCCCAAAAGAUAUGAUCUCUUGGAUUUGCUUAUUUUUUUCACUAGAAAAAUGAAGUUGAGUUCACUAGAACUAGGAUUGGUUUGUUUGUUUGUUUGUUUGUUUGCCACUGCCUACUGAGACAAACUAGGGACAGUAAGAUCAGAAAAAAAGUAAGCCUGGGAAUAUGGGAUUUGUCAUAUCAAACACACAGAAAAUGGAAGAAAAUUUAGCUUUCCUUGAGACUUGAUCCAAUACUGUGUUGCGUUUUUUCAAGGCAUGUGAAUAACUUAACUUUAAAUUUCGUUUCAUUACAGGACGGGACGGCCGCGAUGGAAAGGAUGGCCCAACAGGUCCACCAGGAUUGCCUGGAAAACCAGGGAUACCAGGCAACCCUGGAUUACCUGGUGUUGGAUCCCCUGGGAAAGCUGGGCCGCCUGGUAAGGACGGUCCACCUGGCAAAUCUGGGGCAAAAGGUACUCAACUUUGAUUAACUUUAUAUUUCUUUAACAGAGAGAAAAGUAACAGUAAAUGUUAUCUUCACAGGGUCUAUCUAGAUUAUGUUUGUAGCUUUAGUUUAAUCCUGCAAACACAAUUGAAGGAGACAUUUCUCACAAAAUCUUUCAACCUUGUAUUUCUGACUACUCACAGGAGAUGCUGGUAAGCCGGGUAUUAACAGACCUUUUCCAGGCCCUCCCGGUCCCAAAGGAGAGAGAGGUUCUGCUGGAAGUCCUGGGUUGAAAGGGCCUCAAGGACCAAAAGGCGAAAACGGAAAGGAAGGAGCUGGGAAGUCUGGAGUGAAAUAUGUUCGUUGGGGAAGGACCACUUGUCCAGGAGGUGCUGAUUUGGUUUACAAAGGUAUGUCGACUCAGUCUUUUAUAUAUUAAGACAUUUUUCUUUACGAUCUGAUUCAUGAAAAAAUAAAUAGAUAAAUAAAUGAAUGAAUAAAUACAUAAACAAAUACAUAAACAAUUUUUGUCUCCACAUGCAGUUAUGCUUCAAAUUUAUUCUGCCAUUGUGCUUAAUACUUUGCAGGUAUAAUAGGUGGAGAACGUCACAAUCAUCCAGGUGGUGGAGCUAACUACCUGUGCCUUCCACACAAUCCCAAGUAUGACAGGUAUAGCGAUGGCAAUCACCACUCAGCAUACAUGUUCGGAACCGAGUAUGAAGUCCCUCAGUACAAUGGAAACCCCUUCAAAAGUAAUCUCUAUAAACACGACGCACCUUGUGUUGUCUGCUUUGUCAAAUUACGUGGUUCAUUGCUGAUGAUGCCCGCAAGGAACGACUGUCCAUCUGGAUGGACCAAGGAGUAUCACGGGUACCUGAUGACUGAACAUCACAACCACCCGAACCAAAAAGAUUUCGUCUGUGUUGACAGAGACCCAGAGUAUGUUCCUGGUAGCCACGCCGGCCGAAGGGAAGCUUUGCUGUACCCUGUAGAAGGUGCUUGCGGCUCACUACCGUGUCUUCCUUAUGUUCAGCAUCGAGAACUGACAUGCGCUGUGUGCACAAAGUAGAUUUAAGCUGUAAUAUAAUAUCUGUAGAAUAAAAGUAAACCAAAGGAGAGAAAAAAAUUAAUAAAGUAUCGUAGUCAAUAUGUGUUGAUGUCAGAGUUGAUGUAAAGGUGAUAUAAUUCGCAAAAAAACUGAUACUUCGAAGGGUGCGCCAAUCCAUUCUUUCCCCCAUUUAUCGUAGUCCGACUGACGCAGCUGAUUUUGCAUUAAAAAAGUGACUUUUACCGAAGCUUACCGAUAGUCGCCCGCUAGCUAAUGGAUGUUUGGUGAAUGUUUGGUUCUCGAACCCAGGUGACAACCCAUCUAUGCUCCGGCAUGGAAUGGUCUCUAAAUCUCAUGUAUCCCAUAGCAACAAAAUACUUAUUUCAGCCUCUCUUUGCAAGCUCAUUCGUCAGCACUCCAGUUUAAAGGCUUACAUGAUAAUAAUAAUGCUACAGUACAACUCGAAAUCUAACUUUCUCCAAAACGGCAUCAAAAUGCAACUAAAGAAGCCAAAUGACUGUACAAAACACAAUACAAACAAAAGGUAACUCAUUUUUAUCUUGAGACUUUUAAAAAAGCGGAAUUUAGAACAUAUUUUAUUUCUUGUCAUACAUUCUUUUAUAAAAUUCAAUUUCCUACGAGCUCCCAUAGAGAGCCUGGGCUUUCGUUGUUGGCACUUUCCGGAUUUGAUGGCCUACGUACACGGAGGUAACAUGUGAAUAGUUUCUGCAUGGUUCCUUUUAUUGUCCUGGCAGUCAUUUAUAGAGAUCUGAGGAGUGAAUAUAGAUGUAUGUUCAAUUUAUUGUAAUAAUUGUAUUUAAUAUAUUAAAAGUGCUUUUGUCUAAUACAGCAGUGUUACCCUUAUUCGUGUAGUUGGUCUCCAUGACCAGGAGGCGCCUUGCGUUGUUUGCUAUGUCAAAUCACGUGGUUCAUUGCUGAUGAUGCCUGCACGGAAUGACUGUCCAUCUGGAUGGACCGAGGAGUAUCAUGAGUACCUGAUGACCACAUUAGUUACAACCACCCGAACCAGAAAGACUUCGUCUGUGUUGACAAAGACCCAGAGUAUGUUCCGGGGACUGAUGGGAACAAGGAUGGUGCCUUGCUAUACUUCGUGGAAGGGGGCUGUGGUUCACUUCCGUGCCCUCCAUAUGUUCUGCAUCGAGAGCUGACAUGUGCCGUUUGCACCAAGUAA